Messenger RNA from Nematostella vectensis (starlet sea anemone), 2842 nucleotides. Its product is annotated as substance-P receptor. Gene Ontology annotation, cellular component: membrane. NCBI's taxonomy places the organism in Eukaryota, Metazoa, Cnidaria, Anthozoa, Actiniaria, Edwardsiidae. Gene Ontology annotation, biological process: G protein-coupled receptor signaling pathway. Gene Ontology annotation, molecular function: G protein-coupled receptor activity. The record is from RefSeq and is a predicted model, not a curated record. Bases 310 to 1524 code for a protein of 404 amino acids. The transcript has a single exon.
UAUUGUCCAAUCAUUCGAAACGUUCGACUUAGGUUUUUACCGAUGGCACGGAUGGGUGAUGUACCAAAUGUAAUCUCCAAGCCCAAUAGCUGCUGUCACAGUAAUUAAAUAAGCGCAAACACGACCCAACAAAAGCUGAUGACAAGAGCAAAUAUUUGCAGCUACAUGCCUUCUUAGUUUCCUGAUAAUUUGAUAUUUUCCAUUUAGGUUGGCCUUUAUGAGUUGUUCGGUGCCAAGCCCACAAUUUAAUUUUACUUCUCGAGCCGCCUAGCGCAGCAAUUCCUUGUUCAAAGAGCUCAGUGUUUGAUCAUGAGCACUACAAUACUUAACUGCACCAACGCCUUACUCUUUGCAAACGUCUCUUCAACAAAUGGGACUUUGCUGAAUGCAACGAGUUUGAAUUGCACCAGUUACAAUUCAACCUCAAAUGGAACUACAUUCAAUGGGAGUACAACAACUUCUAAGGCUGGCGGGUGUGAGCUCACCUUCGAGGAACAAUUGGGAAUAACCUGCGUGUAUGGAUUGAUUGUGGUGGCGGGUCUUAUAGGGAACAUACUAGUGGCGGCAGUGAUCCUAGGAAACAAAAGUAUGAGAAAAUCUACUAAUUACUUUAUCCUCAGCAUGGCUAUCGCCGAUUUGCUUGUCAUCCUCGUCACAAUCCCCCAAAAGAUAACAGGAGUGAUGCUGGAAAACAUGCACCGUUGGAUUUUCAAAGGAACAUUAGGACUUGUUCUGUGUAAGACAUCGAAUUUCCUGAACGAUCUUGCCACCGCAGUGUCUAUUUUCAGUCUGAUACUCAUAACAUUUGAUCGUUUUUUCGCGGUGGUUUUUCCACUAAAGUACCACAUUAUGUCCUCGACGAAUUGCAAGUGCUUGAUUGCCCUUAGUUGGAUUGUUGGGUCGGAAAUGCACGCAGUUUAUUUCUACGUCUUCGACAUAUUUUCUCCUCGGGCUGGCCUGGAAUUAUGCGUUCCGAUUUGGAAAUCGAAAUUCCAAGAUCCACACCUUCAAAAGAACUACUACCUAUCUAUGUUUUGUAUCUUAGCCAUCAUACCUUUUGGGAUUAUGGUAAUCGCAUAUACCUUAAUUUUAGUAAAGCUAAGAUACAUGUCUAUGCCUCUUGGAGACUCUGUGACCGAAAAACAACGUCGCCAACGAGAGCAGAGAGAGCGAAAAGUGUUGCGUAUGGCUGUUGCAAUUGUCAUGUCUUUUGCAUGCUGUUGGGCACCUUUUAAUGUCAUGGCCUUUUUGAAUUUCUUCGUGUUUGUUCGAGACAAUGACUUAUGUUUAAAACUUCGUCUGUCCAUUUUCUGUGGCAUACCCGCCUAUUUAUUUUCUGCCUUGAAUCCUGUGAUUGUUUUCUCAUUCAGUGAGAAUUUCAGACAGGGUUUGAAGAUGUACCUAUCAAGGCUGUGCCCUGGACUGGAAUGUCUAAAAGUGGAAGAUCGUACUGCCAGUACUCGUGUGACCCGCACACAAGUGACUGUGUACUGCAAAGAGAACGAGGCAUACGAAGAGAAGUAAGACAAAACAAAUCAAAGAAACUACUCGACUACUCCACAAGGAAAUAACGUGAUGGAAGAAAAAAGACUCUAGCCCCCAGGUUUAGCAAUACAUCAAAUGAAUUAUGGAAUAAGACUGUAAAUAUAACUUUUAAACGAGGUGUUACAGCACAAAAAGUAUAAUCAAGCUAAUGUAAUUUAGUGUUGGGAAAAGCACCGCUAUAAUUACAGUGAUUCAAAGGGGAAUAAUCAUUGUUUAAGUCAACCGACAGACCUACCGCAAGUGUCUGUAAACCCAAGCCGGAGGAAUAUACACAAAAAAAUAUUGUUCGGAUGCACAUUUGCUUCAUCUGACAAUAUGUGUAGACACUUUGUGUAUGUGCAGACACUUUGUUGCGACAUGUACUCAGAGAAGUAACACGAUAUGUUCCAAGGAAAGCAAGCCGUUUGCGCAUAUUCUCUACCAGCCAAAAAUAAUAAUAAUAAUAAUUUCACAUAACUUUACAUAUUCUGCUGCUCAACCUCUAAAUAAGCGAAAAAAAUAUAAUUAAGCGUUACAUAACAUUUAAGAAGUAAAGUUAGUUCUAUUGCCCCUUCCAAUAUUUGGCUAUUAGAAAACAACUUGUCGCCAUUGAUUGAUAGUUGUAAUUAGCAAGUGUAUCUUAUGUAAUCUUUUUAAGGUAAUUUGUUUACAAUACUAAUUGGAGAUUUACCUUUCUCGCGGAUGCGAUAUUACUCAAAUGCCAUGAUUUAUGGCGGGAAUCCGGUCUAAGGACCUAAGUCAUUAUUAUUUUGGUCAUGCAAUUUGCGGAUGAAGUGAUGCUAGCAUGCGCUGAGUUGUUCGUAAGCCACUGUCCACAAUGCCCUGAGUUGUUCGUAAGCCACUGUCCACAAUGCCCUGAGUUGUUCGUAGGCCACUGUUCACUUAUCAUUCCGCCUUCAGUGCUUCGCGGGAGACUAGUGUUACUAAUUAGACAAACUCGCAGAAAUCUUUAUAGUUCUCUUGUUUGUUUCUUUACUCCAUAGUUAGUCAUUUUAGCAUCAUUUCGGGUAAUUCGUCUCUUUGUUGUGUAAGUGGGCAGGUUUAAAAAGAUGGAAGAAACUUUUGUUCAUUUUGUCUCUGUCUCUUUGUCUCCCCAGUAUUAGCGUAAGCUACUAAGUAUACUGUUGUAUAGGGGAGUACUUUAUUAAAGCCUUUUCUUCCUUAAAAAAAAAAACACAAAACACCAUUUAAUCUUGUUGUCAUGCAGAUGUGUAUAUUUAUGUACAAGCAAUGUGCGCUUGGUGUCACUGCAGGUGUACAUCGGUUGAGUUAGAAAAUAAAAACAAGUUACUGUAAA